UAAUCCUCAAAAAAAUCUCGGCCAAAAGAUGGGUUCAGUUGAAGCAACAAAACCACAUGCAAUACUAGUUCCAUACCCAGCACAAGGCCAUGUUAAUCCCAUGUUUCAACUAGCCAAACUUUUACACUCCAAAGGCUUUCAAAUUACCUUCGUCAACACCGAGUUCAACCAUUCACGUUUAGUCCGUUCCAAAGGAGAAGACACUCUCAAAGGUCUACCAGAUUUUCGAUUCGAAACCAUACCCGAUGGUUUACCCCCGUCCGAUCGUGAUGCAACGCAAGAUGUUCCUUCCUUGAGUGAUUCUACAAGAAAAACUUGUUUGGCUCCAUUUGUGGAGCUCAUAACUAAGCUAAAUGACUCACCGGAAGUGCCGAAAGUUACUUGCAUAAUUUGUGAUGGAGUGAUGACAUUUGGAAUUAAGGCCGGGGAAAUACUUGGGUUACCAGUGGUCUCCUUUUGGACUGCCUCUGUAUGUGGCUUCGUGGGAUAUUUGCAGUAUACUGAACUCAUCAAACGAGGCAUUGUUCCAUUCAAAGAUGAAAGGUUCCUUAGUGACGGCACUCUCGAUACACCUGUUGAUUGGAUCCCCGGUGUCGACCACAUGCGGCUAAAGGACUUGCCAAACUUCAUGAGAGUUACUGAUGUCAACGAUAUUAUGUUCGAUUUCUUGAAAACAGAAGCCCUCAACUGCUUGAAAUCUUCCGCAAUCAUAUUCAACACAUUUGAUGAAUUUGAAGCUCAAGCAUUAGACCUUAUCGCUCCCAACUCUCCCAACAUUUACACAACAGGUCCACUGCCCUUGCUCUCUAAGCAUCUGCCUGAAAACGGUUAUUUCAAGUCAUUCAGGUCAAGCUUGUGGAAGGAAGACACAGAAUGCCUUAAAUGGCUCGACAAAAGAGAACCCAAUUCAGUCGUGUACGUUAAUUAUGGUAGUGUGACUAUGAUGACUGACCAACAUUUGAAAGAAUUUGCAUGGGGUCUUGCAAAUACCAAAAAGCCAUUUUUAUGGGUGGUUAGACCGGAUGUGGUGAAAGGUAGUGACAAUUCUGCAGACUUACUUGAAGACUUUUUUGAAGAGAUAAAGGAUAGAGCGUUAGUAGUGAGUUGGUGUCCACAGGACAAAGUUCUCUCACACCCAUCCAUUGGUGUUUUUCUAACACAUUGCGGGUGGAAUUCUACGCUAGAAAGCGUAUGCGGUGGCGUGCCUGUAAUUUGUUGGCCUUUCUUUGCUGAGCAACAAACGAAUUGCCGAUAUGCAUGCACAACUUGGGGCAUGGGCAUGGAAGUCAAUGAAGAUGUAAAGCGCGAUGACAUUAAGGCUCUUGUUAAAGAAAUGAUGGAUGGUGAGAAAGGGAUGAAAAUGAGGCAGAAGGCUGAGGAGUGGAAAAAGAAAGCGGAAGAAGCAACGGAUAUUGGAGGAAAAUCUUAUAAUGAUUUUAAUAGAUUGAUUAAGGAGGCUCUCCAUCAUGGUAAUUAGUGAAAAAGUGGGAGGGAAAGCAUGGAUUAUUAAUUACAGAAGUAUUUGUUACCUAUAAUAAAGACAUCAGCCGAGGCUUUCCUGUGUCAAUUCUCAAUAAAUUUAUUCUUCUGAUGUAUUUGUUGUACUUUCAAAAACUAUGAGAUUGUUCCGAUAAUGUAACAAUGAAAACUAUAUGAAGUUCGAUAAUAAUAAUCACUAUCUAUUCCAUA
Molecule: messenger RNA, 1689 nt
Organism: Pistacia vera
Lineage: Eukaryota; Viridiplantae; Streptophyta; Magnoliopsida; Sapindales; Anacardiaceae
Product: linamarin synthase 2-like
Exons: 2
Coding region: 29-1477 (482 amino acids)
Molecular function (GO): UDP-glycosyltransferase activity
Source: RefSeq, a predicted model, not a curated record